Sesamum indicum (sesame) is the source of this 918-nucleotide messenger RNA. RefSeq lists its product as uncharacterized. The record is from RefSeq and is a predicted model, not a curated record. NCBI's taxonomy places the organism in Eukaryota, Viridiplantae, Streptophyta, Magnoliopsida, Lamiales, Pedaliaceae.
AUGGCUGUGAAGGGUUUUCUGGCCGCAGUGCUAAUCUCUCUUUUGGUGGUGGGGUGUGCGGAGGCCAGGAAGUUGGGGCAAAAAGGUGAGCUCAAGAAACCAGAAGGGUUCGUUGAUGGCGAUGCUGGUCUAAGUAAUCAUUAUGUAAGACCUGACUGCGUAGGAAAAGGUGGUGGUGGUGGAGGCAGUGGUGGGGGUGUUGGUGGCGGCAUUGGCGGGGGAGUUGGAGGCCAUGAUGGUGGAAAGCACCAUAAGAAGGCUAAAAAGCAUCACCAUAAUGGAGUUGGAGGAGGUAUUGGAGGGGGCAGUGGCUCUAGCGGAAGUGGAAUAGGAAAGGGGACCGGGAAGGGAGGUGGAGUUGGUGGUGGACAUGCCCACGGAUCAGCCGGUGGUAUAGGGGGAGGUGGUGGUGCAAACGGAGGUGGAGGGAUUGGUGGUGGAGGUGGAGUUGGUGGAGGGGUUGGAGGUGGUGGUGGAGGGGGAAUUGGUAAAGGUAUUGGUGGUGGAGGAGGAAUCGGUGGUGGUGUUGGAGGUGGAGUUGGUGGAGGCGUAGGUGGCGGAAUUGGAGGUGGGGUUGGAGGAGGAAUAGGUGGUGGAGCUGGGGGUGGCAGUGGAGGCGGUUUCGGUGGUGGAUUUGGAGGUGGUGGCGGUGGUGGAGGUGGUAUAGGCAAAGGAAUUGGUGGAGGAGGAGGAGGUGGGGGUGGUUUUGGGGGAGGUAUUGGCAAAGGCAUAGGUGGUGGAGCGGGCGGUGGUUUUGGGGGUGGCAUAGGUGGUGGAGCUGGAGGUGGUUUUGGAGGAGGAAUAGGGAAAGGAAUUGGCGGGGGAAUAGGUGGUGGUGGUGGUGGUGGAGCUGGAUUUGGUGGGGGUGGUGGCGCUGGGGGCGGCAUUGGCGGCGGAAAUGAACCGAAGAAACCAUGA